AUGGCCUCCCAGACGGACUUUCAGAAAUCCUUCUUGCUACCCAAAGUGGUGAGCAGCUUCAUUAUUGGAACAGAAACUGAUCGGUUCAACGUGUACGAUGUCAAGUUCUACCCGUACUUCGAUCCUUCGAACACAGAACCCGUUUUUGCUGUUGUGUCUCAGAAGAAAGUCUACAUUGCUCGCUUGUCGGCUCAGACUGAUUGUGUCAUCACUAUGCUUCAUGAACUGGAGGAUGAACAGGAACUGCGAGACGGUGAUUCUUCGGGUCUCAACUCAUGCUCAUGGUGCUACGUCCACCAGGACCAGCCCCUGCUCGCCCUCGCCGGUGGAUCAGGCCAACUCAAGGUGAUUGAUGCUGUGACAGGAAAUCAAUUCACAACACUGAUCGGUCAUGGACAUGGGGGCAUCAACGACAUAGCAACCCAUCCAAUCUUCCCAUGGAUUGUCGCGACCGCUUCGGUCGAUAAGAGCGUUCGAAUUUGGGACUUGCGGCGACAGAGUUUCCGGCAUGAAUCGCACACCAUCAUCAUCUGCGGCCAGGCAACAGGCCAUUCUGAAGGCCUAUUAACCCUCUCGUGGCACUCUACCGGAAGAUACUUGAUCACUGGUGGUCAUGACCACCUCAUUUGUGUAUGGACCAUCCCGGAUCUUGCAGAAGGAUCAUCCUUUUGGCGGGAAAUCGGACCAGAAAGCAGGAAGCGGAGCUCCGGUGAAGUUCAUGUCAUCCAUUUCCCUCAUUUUACCAGCUCGGCUGUGCAUCACGACUUUGUUGAUCGCGUAAAGUUCUUUGGUGACCUGGUCAUAUCCAAGGCCGCAAAAGAAGGCAAGAUCGUGCUAUGGAAGAUGACUGGCUUCGACACACAGAAGCCGCCCCCAAGCCCCGUGACGGCCCCAAAGGCUGAAGAACAUCUAGACACGCGCAACGGGUUUAUGCGUACGCGUACGAGGGGCAAGAACGGGGUGGAAACUGUGAAGAUUUCCCCUGAAUACGAAGACCAGCCCCCUUUUGAAAGAAUGCUGGAAUUCGACGCUCCCAACAGCGAACCCUUUUAUAUGCGCUUCGGGCUCCUGCUGCCCUCGUCGGACUAUCCAGAGCUACAUCCCGUUCUUGCCUUCGGCAACACCACUUCCGAGAUUCGCUUUUGGGAUCUUGAACGACUUGCGCUGGGCUACUCCGUCGGCCUAAGUCCCAACAAAAGCAGUCCAGUAAAGAAGAGGAAAGGAGUUGCCUCGAAAGCCAAUCGAGCCAGCAUCGUUUCUCAGAUUGUUGCGGAAGAACAAGACUCUGCACUGCGGUUGCUUCAGGCUUGUCGGCAGCACGACAGGCUUCGACAGGGGCAACCAGUGAAAUAUCAGAUGGUCCGGUGGCGGAUGACCAAGAUCAGCCAAUUCCACUACCAGAUCGUGCAAGGCUUCCUAUUGAUGAUCCGCACCAGCUGGUGA
Molecule: messenger RNA, 1443 nt
Organism: Cladophialophora yegresii CBS 114405
Lineage: Eukaryota; Fungi; Ascomycota; Eurotiomycetes; Chaetothyriales; Herpotrichiellaceae
Exons: 2
Coding region: 1-1443 (480 amino acids)
Biological process (GO): negative regulation of transcription by RNA polymerase II
Cellular component (GO): ESC/E(Z) complex
Molecular function (GO): protein binding; nucleosome binding
Source: RefSeq, a predicted model, not a curated record